Aspergillus caelatus is the source of this 1420-nucleotide messenger RNA. Its product is annotated as metallophosphoesterase family protein. The record is from RefSeq and is a predicted model, not a curated record. Bases 375 to 1268 code for a protein of 297 amino acids. The transcript has 4 exons. NCBI's taxonomy places the organism in Eukaryota, Fungi, Ascomycota, Eurotiomycetes, Eurotiales, Aspergillaceae. Gene Ontology annotation, molecular function: hydrolase activity.
AGACACACGAUCUACUCGAGUCGAAAGGCCUUUCGAUUUGUUUUGGAUCAGCCAAGAGCCAAGACUUCAUUCGACGUGGUUGGUCAAUUAAACCACUCACGUCAUCGUUGAAUCAAUUGAUUCUCGUUCGGCCGUCGAUCUAUCUUGAAAAUCAGAGCUAUUGUCCGCUACAAAACUACCCUAUAUCGCCCGAUGGCGCGGUAACCUCUGAAUCCAAAUCAAUCGGAUGGGGCUAGGAGAGGAACGUGACACGUUUGAUUGGCUUAUCGCGUUAACGAGGAUACGAUAUCAACGUCACCAGUUGGAUCAAGCGUGACAUCUGAUUUUGCACCGACACGUUGAAUUCAAUUGUGAGAGCAUCCCUCAUUGAGAAUAUGGGAGCAUUCAUGAGCAGCAUGAGUGGCGGUGUUUUCCUACAGACACCUUCAGUUGUGCCCGCCAACCAUUUCACUCCGUUCCGGUUUUGCCAAUUAGGCGAUAUCCAGCUUGGAUUCGGUCAGGAUGGUUGGAAAAAUGACGUGCACAGAAUGCAACUAGCCGCAGAGCAAGUCAACGCCGAGGACUUCGACUUCUGUAUUGCCGUCGGUGACCUAACCAACAGCCGACAUCCUCAUGAAAUCACCGCAUUCCAGCAAACAUUUCCAAACUUCACGGUGCCCGUCCACCUAUUACCAGGAAACCACGACGUCCACGACUUAACCACGCUGAAACAGUUCACCCAGGACUUCAACACGAGUGACCACAGCAGCUUCACGAACAAUGGCUAUCGGUUUAUUCUCCUCAACUCGAUCACGAUGAUCACCGAUCUAGCCGAAUUCAAAAAUCAUACGGCAGACGAAUGGAGCUGGUUCGAGCAAGAGCUCAAAUCAGCCUCCCGCGCAGGCGAAAGGAUUGUCGUCGCGCACCACCAUCUCCCCUUUGAGGGUAGUGAGGACGAGCCGGACGGGUAUUGGACUUUCCCGAACCGUGUGCGUCGCAAGUAUCUUGGUCUGAUCCGCAGAUAUGGUGUGCGUCAUAUCCUUGUUGGACAUAGGCAUGAGACGAAGAAUAUCUAUCCUGCUGAUGGAUUCUAUACGAUAUAUGUCGUUGCGGGAACGGCGCGGUUCUUUGAUGGAAAUGGGUUCGGAAUCAACUAUUUUAAUGUCUCAUCACGGGAUUCAGCGAAUGAUGUUGCUCAGGAGUAUAUUCAUCUAAAGGGUGUUACGCACAUGAAAAGGUCUGAGGGCCAGCCGACUGGGUGUCCGGAUAUCUUUCAACAUGAUCAAUGAGUUACGGUAUAGGUUGGCAUGGUGGUGUGUGUUCAGUAUGGUGUCCCGUCAUGACAUGUGUAAUGAUACAAAGCCCUGAAAUAUGAAAAUGGUUCUUAAGCUAUUGAACGGAAACAGAUACCUAGGAUAUAAGACAAAAUGCUAAAGGAAUA